GCUUGGGCGUACGCGCAUACAUACACACCCCGCACUGAUCGAGUGACCAGCAAGGCAACAAGCCUAUAAAUAUCGACCCCAGGUUCGCUGCUCCCUCCACGGCAAACUCGUGCUUCCACCUUGCUAUUCUCAGUUCCUCCAUUACCCUGAAAUUCUAUUCUAGCCAAAUUAAGCAAGCCGCGAUGAAACAGAAGAUCGUGAUCAAGGUGGAGAUGACGUGCGACAAAUGCCGGUCCAAGGCGAUGGAGCUGGUAGCGGCGACGGCAGGGGUGGACUCGGUGGCGCUCGCCGGGGACGGCAACAAGGACCAGGUGGUGGUGGUUGGCGACAACGUCGACUCCAUCAAGCUCACCAGCGCGUUGCGAAAGAAGGUUGGGCACGCGCAGCUCUUGCAGGUCGGAGAGGUCAAGAAGGAGGAGGAGAAGAAGAAGCCUGCCGAAGCAGCCGCCGUCGUCGAGUACGCGUACCCGUGGCACUACUACCAGUACCCUGCAGCCGGCGCCUAUGGCUACCCUCAGUAUUACUCCAGCCCAGGCGCCUGCUGGAUGUAGCCACAGCAUACUGAUUUUCGUGAGCAGCAUAUGUAUACAGAGAGUUCGCGAUUGAGAGGGUACCUAAUUACCUAUAGACUAUAGAGUUCUUGAGUUUUUUUCACUUCAAUCGCGGUUUUGCUUUAGUAGGAUUGCAAAUGCCAAUAGUGGGAUCUGUGUUGGGUUGGUUAAUGUAAAGCUUCGUGAUUACUUAAUUGAUAGAUU
Molecule: messenger RNA, 755 nt
Organism: Lolium rigidum
Lineage: Eukaryota; Viridiplantae; Streptophyta; Magnoliopsida; Poales; Poaceae
Product: disease resistance protein Pik-1-like
Exons: 1
Coding region: 183-551 (122 amino acids)
Molecular function (GO): metal ion binding
Source: RefSeq, a predicted model, not a curated record